This is a messenger RNA of Liolophura sinensis, 4277 nucleotides long. Its product is annotated as TRPL translocation defect protein 14-like. Bases 45 to 1283 code for a protein of 412 amino acids. Gene Ontology annotation, molecular function: phosphatidic acid binding; phosphatidylinositol binding; GTP binding. Gene Ontology annotation, biological process: photoreceptor cell maintenance. The transcript has 13 exons. Lineage: Eukaryota; Metazoa; Mollusca; Polyplacophora; Chitonida; Chitonidae. The record is from RefSeq and is a predicted model, not a curated record.
UCAGAAGGACACUGCUGACGAUAGUCAAGCGACAGUGCUCAGCCAUGUCACAGGACGUCGGCAACAACAAAAAUAAGGUCUACAGACUGGUACUGACAGGGGGACCUUGUGGAGGAAAAACAACUGGACAGGCCAGACUGAGUACUUUCUUUGAAAACCUAGGAUGGAAGGUUUACAGGGUCCCUGAAACUGCCACAGUCCUUAUCAGCGGUGGAGUGAAGUGGCCGGAAUUGACCAAUGAUCAGUCGUUCAAGUUCCAGGAGAACCUAAUCCUGACCAUGAUGAGGAUUGAGGAGACGUUCUGGGAACUGGCAAGGUCGUGUCACCAAAACUGUCUGGUCAUCUGUGACAGAGGCAUCAUGGACGCCUCAGCAUAUCUUCAACCGGGGGACUGGGAGCGUAUGAAGAAGAAGAACAGCUGGAAUGAGGUGGAGAUGAGGGAUACUCGCUACAAUCAGGUGAUACACAUGGUGACUGCAGCGAAGGGGGCAGAGGCGUUCUAUACCACAGCUCAUGAGACGCGCUACGAAGACUUAGACAUGGCCAGGAGACUGGACGAUCUGGCUUCUCAGGCUUGGGUAGGGCACCCAUACUUUGAUGUGAUAGAUAAUGAAAACAAUACUGAUUUUGAGGUGAAGCUCAACCGAAUGAUAGCGGCUGUGUGUAACAGACUUGGUAUAGACGUGACAGACAGGUUGUCUGUAGACAGCACCAAAAGGAAAUUCCUUAUUGCAUCUUUACCCGAUCCGUCAAAGUUUCCUCAGUAUGAAGAUUUUACAGUCAUCCAUGACUAUCUGGUGACACCUAGCCGCAAGAUGCAGGCCAGGCUACGCAGGAGAGGCCAAGACGUGAAAUGGGACGAGUCACAGAAGUCCUGGGACCUGGAAACAGGUCACUGGACGUACACACAUACAAUCCGUCGCCCAGAGAUCAACAAACAGAGUGUAGAACUCAAAAUGAAUGUCACAGGGCGAGAUUACCAGAUGUUGUUAGCCCAGAAAGAUGACAGACAUUACAGUAUUUACAAGAAGCGGAGAUGUUUUCUUUGGAACAACCAGUACUUCCAGUUGGAUUUAUAUGAAGAGCCAUGUCACCCCAGGUGUAAGGGUCUCCUCCUGUUAGAAACGUACACCACCCUGAAAGGUGACGCUCUACAGCUACCCAGCUUUCUGGAAGUUAAGAAAGAAGUCACUAACGACCCGGCAUAUUCCAUGUUUAACCUGUCACUCAAGGAGGACAGCGAUGCGACAUUACAUGAGGAUCUGUUAAAAGAUGACGAUUGAUUAGCUGACUGACUGACUGACCGACCUCUGCCAUGUCCGGUUUUGUUUCUGAUAUUCAAGAAAUGUGUUUUCUGUGACGUUUUAUUCCCUUAAGUGCAAGUACAGGGACAUUAGUGCUUAUAGGGAGCAGAGUCUGGAGUAUACAGUGUAAGAUUUGCCAAGGCUUUCAGUUAAGUUUUUGGACAGGCAUAGUUUUGUGUCAGUGACUUAUCCAGAGAUUUUUUGGACACAUCAUUUUCAAAUUGUUUUAUUUCAUUUUUACUCGUUUUGAUUUUAGUUUAAGUUUUUGUGCUCAAAGAGGUGUGUUACAAUGUCCAUAAGAGUGUAGCUUAUACUACCAUGCAUUUGAUAGGGCUGACCAGUCAUUUUGCACAAUGAUAUCCCUCUGAACUAUAGUGAUAUGAGAAACAUCAUCAGAUUUCUGCUCUCCAGUGAUUGUAAAUUGAAUAGUCAGCAUACUGCAAUUUAUAGCAGUACGUGAUUAUGUAGGCAGCAGUAUUGAAGACAACACUCUCGCCCUCCAUUGGUUUGUUCUGUUGCAAAAUGAAAAGAAAACCAAAAAGAAUAAAAAUAAAACACUUCAGAAAAGAACAUAGGAAAAACAAAUAUGCAUAGUAAGUAAAUUAAAUAUGCAUGGGUAACAUCUUCUGUUUUAAAUCUUAAAUUCUGUUAAUGUAUUAGGUGUGUGAACUGUUUUUUCAAUAUUUUAUUAAUAAUCAUUGAUUAUUGAUUAUUAUUCUAUUGAUAAUCAUAUUACAUGUACAUGUAAAAUAGAGCAAUAUUUCUUGUCAGUCUACAUAGGUAUUUUGGCUUUUAAGUCAAGGAAAGAAUGUUGUGAACCACAAAUAAUGGCAGGACUCUUGCUGUUUGAGGCAUCAGUUAUUCAGGCCAUGAGCUUGGUGUCUGGUGACAACACUAGGUGUGAUUGCAAGAUUUGUCUCCCUUUGUGCUUGAGUACAACAUCUGUUUUAAGGGGCUUUAAUUGAUAUUUGUUUGUAUUCGGUAUGUAAAAAGAAAUAUCAAAAAUACUGUGGAAAUGAAUUUAUUGUUCUUUAUUACAGCCAGGAUACAUGUAACCACACACCACAACAAUUUCAUUAAAUUUCCAAUUUUCUUAAUUAUUAAGCUGUCUAUAAUUUGGAGAAUUCCUUUCUGGAAUUGUUUUAUUUAGUUUCCUGUGUUGCCAAAUAAAUGGAUGUUAUUGUAUUUGUUAAUGUGUUAUACAGAACUGUUAUGACAUUUUGCCCUAAUAUGUUUGACUACAAAAUACUUUUUGUUUGCUAUCUCAGGACCUUAUUUGCUGUAUUGUGAACAAGCUACUUGUACUUGUAUGCCUUUUCUGCUUUUCUGUGUGAGCAAAGUGAAUCUACUCAUAGGGGCACUCAGAGGCACUACAGUCUUCUUGGGACUGCGGAAGCUCUGGAAUCUUUAUAAGUCAUCAAGAUGCUGAUAGUCAUUAAGGCCCUUGACAAAUGAGGUUGCAUACUAGUAUUUGAAUCCCGCUACUGCAUGGCUGGAUAUUCAUCCUGAAUAUGACUAAACUACGCCCAUUUUCCCAUAUGUUAACUAGCUUAUCUCCCUUGGUUCAGGUGUGCAAACAGUGACAUGACCGGAGAGAUUUUUCGAUAAAUCAGCCUUCUGCGCUGAAUUUAAUGGGUCUAUUACAGGAUAAAGUCAUUACUUGGUUACUCUGUGACAGAAUAUGGAAAUAUAUAGGGUCAGUAAACCUUGUACUGGAAUUGGCUAUUUUCUCAUCCAUUAUAAGCAGCCAAUAUACAGGAUAAUGGCUUUUCUAACGAUCAGCCCUGUCUUGUUUUCCCUGUUAUUACUGAGGUGAUAAAAGUUCUUCAAAAAUUCUAGAUUGCUCCGGCACCUUGCCAAAGACCCAAACUCCAUGAGUAAAUGUUACCUUUUCAAGUUCUUCACUACUUGACACACUUUAAUUGUGCCAGCCUAGUGCCAGUCUAUUGAAGUGCUGCUGGACAUGCUGCUAAGAAAUUUAACAUUUAUUUCUGUUGGGUUGUUGUAAUUCGUCAUUUUCAUUUUACCUUACUUUAACAGUGUAUUUCCUGUAUCUUUGCAAUUAAUUAAUUUGGCUUGUACAAGAAAUUGUAGCCACAAUAUAGGGAAAUUAACAUCUAUACUGUACUUCUUCCACCUUUUGCAUGUUUGCAAUAGUAAUAAUUCAAGCAUACUCUGAAUGCAUUAUUCUGUGCAGACUGAUAAAUCAUACUUUUGGUGAAGCCCUGGAAUUGUCCAACCCAACCCAAAAUUUAAAAUGUGAAUAAAUGGCAGUGAAAGUUGCUCUUUCAUGUGUGAAAAGGUUGAUUUAUUAAUUUAUUUGAUUGGUGUUUUGCGCCGUACUUAAGAAUAUUUCACUUAUACGACAGCAUCCAGCAUUGUGGUGGGAGGAAACCGGGCAAUGAUGUCACCUUAUUGUAGUAUGACAUGUUUUAUAAGAAAAACUUACCUAUCCAUGUUUUUCUCGUACGUGAUGUUGCCUUAUGUUGGUAAAACAUAGACAAUAUGUUUCAUAAGAAUAAUAUAUGAGAAAAAAUAAGACUUACAAAGUACUGUGAAAGGGGGGCCUGAAUCGUGUGUGGUGUUAAAUUUACGUUAUAUGCUUGUAAGUUAAAUCAAAUAAUACCACAUACAUGUACAAGUAUUUUAUCAAUGAAAUGUUGUGAAGUGAAAAUUUGAUCAAAUUCAAAUUAACUGUUGUGAGCUGAAUUCAUCACUUUGAUACAGUACCUGACAGUAUUGAGUGUCCAACAUAAUUUCUUAUCCCAAUUAGAAUUUAUUUCUUUCAGGUACGCAUACAUGUACAUAUUUUAGAUUUGAUCAACAUAAGUUUUUGUUUUCGUGUCUUGAAAUGUGUAAUCUUUGUUAAGUCAGUAAUUUUUACAGCCCCCUCAAAAUUAUUGUGUUUUACAACCUAUAUUUAGCUUACUUGUAAAUUGUGCAAAUGUGUAAAAUAUAAUAAAAAGUGGAUUU